CAUCAAACACAUGUUCGCGGGAUGUGCAACGUCAGUAUAUGCAACAGUCCUUUUUCUUACGAGAAACGCCGGUCUCAGGAGGUAUAUGUAUGUACAAGAAGAAAAACAACUACGGACGGGGUUGCAGAGAUACUCCAGGGAUAUAACCAACUACAUACAGCCCAUCAGCGAAGCAGGCAGGGGCCACGCAAACCACGAAUCAGUCGUACAUCGUAACAGCACACAGCUAACCAAAGGACAACACUACGCUGCCGUGUAUAAAACCUUCCAUUCACUCGAUCUUCGCCUCCUUCACCCCCUCCUCAGCCGCCGGCGCAACAGCCUGCACAGGGUACGCCCCAGCCACCCCGGUCCCAGGCACGGUAACCAGCCUCAUCUUCCUCACCCACAUCCUCCGUCUCGUCAAACUCGACAUAUACGGUGCACGCCUAGGGUUCGCCCACAACUGCCACCCGCCGGUGUUCGGGUCGACGUCGGCCCACCCGACAUCGAGCAGCCAGUCGUCGUCGGCCCAUUCCCAGUCGCCGAGCGGGUCGGGCGGGGGAGCGAAGAGGUCUUUUGUGGGGCGGGAGAGGGUGCCGGUGGAGUCGGACCAGGCGCCGCGAAACCAACAACCACAAUACUCCCAUCCCCCGUCUUCCUCGCCUCCUUAACCGCCUCCUUGAAAGUGUCCACCUGGAACUUGAGCUUCUUCAGGCCUUCCCAAAAGUCCACGGGGCUGAUGAUCAUGGCCUUCCCUCAACAUGUUCUGGCUGGGGCCCAUAGAUCCACCGACUUUCAUCAUCAUCCCCGGUCCCUACUUGCGACUUGCGAGUGUGUGAGCUGGUGUGUGAGGCAUGUGUGAGGGCUUUCACUCAAGUUUCAACGCGUUGUGAGGGCUGCUGUGGACGGCUGCACGCGAAAGGGAGAUCGCGCGCGGUGGACACUUCGAACCCCGGCCGCUUUCAUUCCCAAUGCGAUGUCGGGGGUCAAGAUGUCGGGUUCAAUCUCGCAAUUGCGGCAUGUCUGGUCUGGCCGCCUUGUCUGGUCUGGUCUGGCGCGACCUACACAGGGGGAUGGGUCGCGUAUUCAAGAUGCAACUCGGUUCAGAGUGCCAUCGGGAAGGGAAGGGAAAGGGGUGUGAGCUUUGGG
This is a messenger RNA of Fimicolochytrium jonesii, 1131 nucleotides long. RefSeq lists its product as uncharacterized. The transcript has 2 exons. NCBI's taxonomy places the organism in Eukaryota, Fungi, Chytridiomycota, Chytridiomycetes, Spizellomycetales, Powellomycetaceae. The coding region runs from base 11 to 844 and encodes 277 amino acids. The record is from RefSeq and is a predicted model, not a curated record.